AUGGUCAGAGUAAGGAUUAUAAGCUGUGUGCUGGCUGUGCUGAUUUGUGUUCAUAUACUAUUAUUGUUACUACAUCUGCAAAAAGUAAAGAAAACACGAGAAAAGGAGAAAGUCCAUCUGCUGAUUCUUUCCACCUGGAGGUCAGGUUCAUCUCUGGUCGGUCAGCUCUUUAGCCAGCACCCCAAUGUUUUCUACUUGAUGGAGCCAGCUUGGCACGUAUGGAAGACUAUGUCUUACUCCAGUGGAGAUGUUCUUCACAUGGCCGUGAGAGACUUAGUCCGAUCAGUCUUCAAAUGUGACAUGUCUGUGUUUGAUGCCUAUGCGAACAGUAAUAUGAAAGUUUCUGACCUUUUUCUGUGGUACAGCAGCAGAGCCUUGUGUGCACCCCCAGCAUGCGAUUAUUUUUCUCAUGAUGAAAUGGUCAAUGUAACAGCAUGUAGACAACUCUGCCGAAAUGUUUCAAUUGGUAAAGCAGAAGAAGCAUGCAGCAGGUAUAGUCACAUUGUUGUAAAGGAGGUUCGUUUUUUUAACCUCAGAGUCCUCUAUCCUCUUCUGAAGGACCCUUCCUUGAACCUGAAGAUUCUCCAUUUGGUUCGUGACCCUCGAGCUGUUGCCAAGUCCCGCAGGCAAACCCUUACAUCACUAGCUGUUGACAAUGGAAUUGUCCUUAACACGAAAGGAACAAAAAACAGUGAUGCCAGGUUCCUUGUAUUACGUAAAAUCUGUCAAAGUCAUGCUAACAUGUACAAAAUGGCUAUCGAUGACCCCCCUGAAUUUCUGAAAGGGAGAUAUAUGAUGGUUAGAUAUGAGGACUUGGUACGAGAUCCUCUAAGAGAAGUACAAGAGAUGUAUAAGUUUGCAAACUUAGGAAUGACUGACAAGUUAGGUGACUGGAUCCACAACAUUACACAUGGCCAAGGACCACCUAAAAGAAAUGAAGCCUUUGAGAUCACCCCGCGGGAUGCAUUAAAUGUCUCCCAAGCUUGGAGGUCUGUGCUACCAUUUCAGAUAGUCAGGCAAAUACAGGGUGUGUGCAAGGAUGCAAUGAAUACAUUUCGUUAUCAGUUUAUGAAGUCUGAGACACAGCAAAGAGAUCUAUCGGAGGAUUUCAUAUUGCCAAGGACAGAGCAUUAG
This is a messenger RNA of Nanorana parkeri, 1134 nucleotides long. RefSeq names its product carbohydrate sulfotransferase 5-like. Gene Ontology annotation, molecular function: N-acetylglucosamine 6-O-sulfotransferase activity. Gene Ontology annotation, cellular component: Golgi membrane. The coding region runs from base 1 to 1134 and encodes 377 amino acids. NCBI's taxonomy places the organism in Eukaryota, Metazoa, Chordata, Amphibia, Anura, Dicroglossidae. Gene Ontology annotation, biological process: N-acetylglucosamine metabolic process; carbohydrate metabolic process; sulfur compound metabolic process. The record is from RefSeq and is a predicted model, not a curated record. The transcript has a single exon.